Cuscuta campestris is the source of this 880-nucleotide messenger RNA. Lineage: Eukaryota; Viridiplantae; Streptophyta; Magnoliopsida; Solanales; Convolvulaceae. The record is from the annotation of a GenBank genome assembly.
GCUUAAUUACUCCGUAUGAGGUGAGGGAAUAAUGACUUUUGGUGGUUGACCAGUCAAAGCUUCCAAAAGAGAAUCUAAACCUUCCAUUUAUUGACACUCCCGCCGCACGAACACACACACAACCUAAGCGCUGCUCUGUUCUGUCCUGUCCUGUCAGAACGAAAAACAGUAACAAUGGCGGCCCACGAGCAGAAGAACAAGGAAUCGCGGUACGAGAAGAGAAAGUCCACCAUCUUGCGGAAAAGCAGAGAGCUGUCCAUCCUCUGCGACGUCAAGGUCUGCGUCGUCAUCGUCUCCCCCGACGGCGCCAAGCUGGAGACUUGGCCGGAGAGUCUCGACGACGUGAAGGCCGCCUUGGACGAAGCCGCGGCGUCGGACAAGCGCCACCUCCCCGACGGAAACCAAAAGCGGCGCCGCCGGAAUCCCUCGGGAUCCGAAAUUCCGGACGAGGAGAAGGCGAUGAUGCUGGCCAUCACCCCGGACUGCCCGGCGGUUAAUAAUGUUGCAGAGGAGGAAGAAGAUGCAGGGGGGGUUGUUGUGGACGCCGGCAAGAAAACAGAGCAUUAUCUUGAUCCUUCUCACGCCAAUUCUUAUGGCAAUUUAGGGUUUCCGUCUGGAAUUGGGGAUUAUUAUUUCUAUAAUUAUUCAUACCCGGGGAAUAAUUAUGAGAAUCAAAUCAUUCAUCGUCAUCAUCAUCAAGAAAUUGGGAGUGAUCUGUAUUUUGGUGAUCCAAGUUGCAGCAGCAGCUAUGGCGGCGGCGGCGCUGGGAUAUUUGAAAAUCAAAUUCCUCCUCCUCCUCCUCAACUGGGGGUAAUGGGAAUUCUGAUUUUGCUGGAGGGACGGUAAAUAAUGGGGCGGUUAAUAAUAUUUACUAUGAUCC